AUGGUGAGUCUAACCGUUUCCCACGUUAAAGUCGAGGUUGACCUAACGAAGCCUCUUCCCUCUGUCUUUGAGUUUGAACGCGAAAGCGGUGAGGUGGUAGAAGUUUAUGUGAAUUAUCCGUGGGUGCCUCCAACUUGCUCCCACUGCCAUGAAUUAGGUCAUGUCAUUCGAAACUGCCUCCACUACACUCCCCCUCCUCCAGCCCCGCCUACUGUGGACAAAUCACAAGCCAAUAAACCUGCAGCCCAAACCACCCCAGCUUCUAAAACUACUCGACAAAUAUACAGAAAGAAGGUAGCAGAGUUAAAAAACACUAACCAUGGCUCUGUCUCAGAGACUGGAGGUUCUCGCACUGAUGACAUGAUGCUGGAUACUGUCCCUCCUCCUUCUGCUCCCACUGGUAGCAUCACACCUGCUGCCUCAGAUUCCUGUUUUACCCCUGUCCCCACACCGCGACCAUCCCUCAAGCGUUCUCGUUCUUCACCAACCCUCUCCCCUCCUAUCACUUCGAAUCCAAACCCAUUUAUGCUCCCCUUCCCGCCUUCAUCCUCUUCAAAAACUCCCUUUUUGCCACCCUCUCUUCCCUCCUCUAUUCUCCCUCCUCCCUCAAAAAACCCUUUCCUAUCCAAAAACCAAUUCUCACCCCUCUCCCUUGCACCUGACCCACCAAAAAAGCCGUUGUCCCCUUCAAACCAGCUAAUUAUUACUUCUUUUUUUUCCCGGGAAUCUGCCUCUAAUGGUGGUGACCCUCCUUCUACUUCCCAAUGA
Messenger RNA from Raphanus sativus (radish), 768 nucleotides. Its product is annotated as vegetative cell wall protein gp1-like. The transcript has a single exon. Lineage: Eukaryota; Viridiplantae; Streptophyta; Magnoliopsida; Brassicales; Brassicaceae. The record is from RefSeq and is a predicted model, not a curated record. The coding region runs from base 1 to 768 and encodes 255 amino acids.